Rubroshorea leprosula is the source of this 5517-nucleotide messenger RNA. The record is from the annotation of a GenBank genome assembly. NCBI's taxonomy places the organism in Eukaryota, Viridiplantae, Streptophyta, Magnoliopsida, Malvales, Dipterocarpaceae.
AGAAAAGAGAAAAAGAAGAAAGGAAGAAGCAAGAAGGAAGAAAGAGAAAAGGAGAGGAGCAACAAGCUUCAAGCUUCCUCAACAAUUCUCGAAAUUUCAAGCCCCAAUCUCCUGCCAAGGGUAAGCUCCAAAUCCAUGUCAAGGAGAAAAAGUUUCAAGUGCAAGUCUUAAAUCCCUUGAAGGACAAGAACAAGCUUAAGCCCUUGCCCUUCAGCCUCAGCCUCCUGCCAAGGGUAAUCUCCAAAUCCAUGUCAAGAGGAAAAAGUUUCAAGCACAAGUCUUAAAUCCCUUGAAGGACAAGAACAAGCUUAAGCCCUUGCCCUUCUAAAAUUCAGCUGUUAAUCAGAGGAUCGUGCUGUUCUAAGACGUGUUGCUAUUCAAAGCCCAAGCACAUUUUGUGACUACACAUCUUUGGCGACUCCACUGGGGAAAUCUCUGCCUCUCAUCUUUCAGUUGAAGAAAAAAAAAAAAAAUUUCCACCAUAUCUUUCUAGGCAUGGCGGACUCAAAGCAAGCUAUAACUCCUAUUGCAACUCGAAAAGUUCAAAUCUUUUCCAAUCAAUCUUCCUUGUUGACUCGUGCCAAAGCACGCAUGACGAGAUCCAAGUUGGUCUCCCCCUUGAGGCAAUUCACUAGAAGACGUCGUAAGGAGGCUGCAAUAAAAAAACGAGCAUUAACCAUCCAGUCACCUUUCCAGCCUGUGAAGGAUGUCAAGUACUUCUCUUCAGAAUCUAGUGAAGGUGAAGAACUUAGUCUCAAGCCCAGUCAUGUGUCUACUUCGAAGUUAAGGUGGGCUGACUAUCCUUCAUCAUCGUCUGAGUCCCUCUUACCUGCCUUGGUUACUGAAGCGACAUCUGGUGACCCGGAUGCUCUCCUUAAGGCUGUGGAAGGCUUAAGGAAAGCUGUGGCUGAAAAGGAUGCCCAAAUCAAGGAACUCCAAGAACUUUUAGCGGCUCAACACUUAUCAAAACAGAAUAACCAAGCAGCAUCAAGCUCAGUCGCUGAAAAAGCCCUCGAAAACAAGGAAGACUCAUUAAGGACUUCAGAUCGAGGUAAGCAAGUUACCAUGGAGGAAAGCUUGGAGCAACAAAAGCAAGAGCAACUAGAUCGAACAAUUCUCCAAGGUGCUUUCCGUGACACUGCUCAUGCUACUGUGGCAUCUCUUACAUUUCCGCAACUUAAACUUUUAGUUGAUGAUGUGAUUCGAGCUCGACAAGGAGGGACCUCACAAUCCUCACUUGUGUAUGCCAAGCCCUAUACUCGUAGGAUUGAUAAUCUAAGCCUACCGGACGGCUACCAGCCACCAAAAUUCCAAAAGUUCAAUGGGAAGGGCAACCCAAGGCAACACGUCGCCCAUUUUGUUGAAACAUGCAACAAUGCUGGCACCUAUGGGGAUCUCAUGGUGAAACAGUUUGUCCGGUCCUUGGAGGACGCAGCCUUUGAAUGGUACACUGACCUUCCUGCUGGGUCAGUGGAUAGUUGGGACCAAUUAGAGCGAGAAUUCUUGACACGUUUUUAUAGUACCAAGCGUACUGUUAGCCUGCCUGAGCUUGCUAACACCAAGCAAAAGAAAGACGAGUCUGUGACAGACUUCAUUGAAAGAUGGAGGAAUCUCGUCCUAAACUGUCGAGAAAAGAUUAGUGAGAUCUCUUCUAUUGAUAUGUGCGUGCAAGGUAUGCAUUGGGGAUUGUUGUAUAACCUUCAGGCUAACAUGCCACAUACCUUUGAAGAAUUGGCCACUCGUGCCCAUGACUUGGAAAUUCAAAUUGCUAGGCAUGGCAACUUUCUUCCAACAGACGCUCAUGAUAAAAAAGAGUCUCGAAAAGAUGUGAAGAAGGAAGUGAAACCUUCAAAAGCAAAAGAAACUAUGGCAGUCACAACAGCGCCUGUAAAGAUCUCACAACAAAAGCCAAAGCCAAAUCCUAAACAAGGUGUCAAGAAUGUUGAGGAUCAGGGUCAAAAGAAGAAGUCUACCUUGAAAGAGUUGCAACAAAAGGAGUAUCCAUUUGCAGACUCUGAAGUGCCAGCUAUCUUUGAGCAAUUGUUGGCGCUAAACUUAAUUGAACUUCCAGCUCCUAAGCGCCCAGAGGAAGUUGGGAGAGUAAAUGAUCCAAAAUACUGUAAGUAUCACCGAAUUGUGAGUCAUCCAAUCGGUAAGUGUUUUGUGUUGAAAGAUUUGAUAGUUCGUCUUGAGAAAGAAGGCAAAAUACAACUAGAAAGUGAAGAAGGUUCCGCUACCACCAAUGUUGCCAUGGUUUCCUUUGGAUCCUUCAAUCCAGUUCCACUCCUGCCUGUGCAACGAACCCCACUAAUGGUUCAGCCUAAGGAGUUUGGUCCCCACUUGCCCAAGGGGGCAAUUCAAGUUAAAUUUCAAACAGAUGAUGAAGAAAAGAUAGCCUAUGCUUAUCCUGACAUGCCUACUUCUGGAGGUCCAGGCUCUCUUUCUUUAUAUGACCUUAUGACGGUGAAUCUUGAAGAUUGGGAAUCAUCAUCUGAGUCUGAAGAUGAGGUUGGCGAUGGUUGGUCAACCUUCAUUAGUAAGAGUAGAAAACACCGUAAUCUAGUAUCUAGUGGAAUGCCACUCCCAGAUCCUCAUAAAAUCAUGUAUGGUAUCUAUCCAGAGAUAAAGCCGACUGGAUGGUGUUCAAACUCUGAGUUUCCUGCCUUUGACAAUGAUGAUGAUGGGUGGAUUCCAGUUCAACCACGAAGGAGGAGGCGUCAUUCAAGACCCACACUACCAUCCAUCCAACAAAAUCAUUCAUUUCUUUCAGCUUUGCCAGCUGCACCAAAAAAUCAAGAACAACGUCAGCUAGUGAAAAGGAGUAAACUCCUAAUCCAAGGCUUUAACCAAAAGGGCCAACGUGCAAUUGGCAAGAUCCGCAUCAAUUUCCAAAUCGCAGACAUGGCAACCUCAGCUUUGUUCCAUGUCAUAGAAGCUAAAACAUCAUAUGAGCUUCUUUUAGGACGAACAUGGAUUCAUGAAAAUGGGGUGGUUCCGUCAACUUGGCAUCAAUGUUUUAAAUAUCAUUCUGAUGGCAAAACAAAAUGUGUUAUGGCUGAGAAAGAGCCUUUCACGAAAGAAGAGUCCCAUUUUGCUGAUGCCAAAUUUUAUGAAAAGGAAGAAGAUGAUUUUGAAGCUCUUCCUAUCAAGAUGCCACAAAUAAAGCAAAAGAAUGACGGAAAAAUCGUUGUUCGCCCUAUAAAAGAUCCAUCUUCAAGUUCUGAAGUUCAUCUUUCAGUAGAGGAUGUGAAGGUGCUCAAGGAAGAUCUUGUUCUUCCAUUGUCUACACUCUCUAAAUUGGGCAUUUCUAAUCCAAUUAUAAAAGAAAUGGUUGAAACAGCCAUAGAACAUGAAAAGCAACCUCAAGGAUGGUUUGAUCCUCGUGCUCAAAUGUUACUAAAAAGGGCUGGCUUCAAAGAAGGAGAGUCUCGGCAACUUGGGGAUUUGAACUCUAUCCUCACCGGUACUCAAGCAACCCAAACUGGGAAGGAAGCCAUGUUGAGAGGAGAACCUGUGCCAAAGCAGAGGCAUGGGCUUGGAUUUCAAUCAUCUAAACCUGCAAAGAUCAAGAUAAAAAAGAAGUCAGCAAAUCCAAUAACCAUCCAGAUUUUUGAAACCGACGAGGUUGAAGGGACUCCACAACUACGAGUUUCAGCCUUGGAAAGGAUUCAGCAAGAAAAUAUCCGAGUGUCAGUUUUUGAAAGACUAGGGCCUGCUCCUUCACUAUUGACAAUCCAAGAGAGUCAUUCUCAAAAACCUUCAGUCUUUUCUAGACUUGGUGCUAAACAGCAAAACAACAAGAAAGCAUCUAAGAGUCAGAAAAUUCAGAAGAAAAAGAACAAGUCUAUGCAAAGAAAGAAGUAUCAAUGGAGGCGUAAAGACGUCCUUGAUGGGCAAGAGAUCUCAAAGCCUUCCGUUGAGGAACAAAAGGCAGCUGAAUCAAACCAUGUCUCAAUUGAGAAAAUUUCUGACUCUGAUUCUUCAGAUGAAGAACCAAAUCCAGCCCCAGAAGCCUUUGAGGAGGGGGGACAAGCUACUACUGACGAGCUAAAGCAAUGGAAUUUGGGUACAGAGGAUGAUCCCAGACCCAUUUUUCUUAGUGCAUCGUUGAGUUUGGAGGAAGAAGUAAGAUAUGUGCAACUACUUACUGAGUACAAGGAUGUGUUUGCAUGGUCUUACAAAGAGAUGCCAGGCUUAGACCCAAAAGUAGCUGUUCAUCGUCUAGCCGUGAAGCAUGGGGUACGCCCAGUGAAGCAGUCGCAGCGGCGUUUUCGUCCAGACCUCAUCCCACAAAUUGAAGCUGAGGUUGAUAAGUUGAUUGAAGCCGGCUUCAUUCGGGAGGUCCAUUAUCCAUCCUGGAUUGCGAACAUUGUUCCAGUUCGUAAAAAGAAUGGACAACUCAGGGUAUGUGUAGAUUUUCGUGAUCUAAACCAAGCGUGCCCAAAAGAUGAUUUUCCACUUCCGAUCAUAGAGCUUAUGGUGGAUGCAACCAUGGGGCAUGAAGUUUUGUCCUUUAUGGAUGGAUUCUCUGGUUACAACCAAAUUCGCAUGGACCCUAAGGAUGAGGAGCUUACAGCUUUUCGAACACCAAAGGGUAUUUACUGUUAUAAAGUUAUGCCAUUUGGGUUGAAAAAUGCCGGAGCCACUUACCAGCGUGCAAUGCAAAUGAUUUUUAGUGACAUGUUGCAUAAGCUGGUUGAAUGUUAUGUCGAUGAUUUGGUUGUUAAAUCUGAGAGACGUGAUGACCACCUCAAUGACUUGAAAGUUGUGUUUGAGAGACUUCGCAAGUACCAGCUAAAAAUGAAUCCAUUAAAAUGUGCCUUUGGUGUUUCCUCUGGCAAGUUUCUAGGGUUUAUUGUGAGGCAUCGAGGCAUUGAAAUUGAUCAAUCCAAGAUAGAAGCAAUUGUGAACAUGCCACCCCCAAAAAAUCUUCGAGAGCUAAAAAGUCUUCAAGGCAAGCUAGCUUACAUUCGGAGGUUUAUUUCAAACCUUGCUGGACGGUGUCAUCCAUUUAGCAAGUUAAUGAAGAAGGAUGCACCAUUUGUAUGGGAUGAAGCAUGUCAAAAUGCUUUUGAAAGCAUUAAGGAAUACCUCCUUCACCCUCCAGUUCUUGUUGCACCCGUUCUUGGGAGACCAUUGAUCCUUUAUAUUGCUGCACAAGAAUAUUCCUUGGGAGCAUUGCUGGCACAAGUCAAUGAAGAAGGAAAAGAAAAUGCUCUCUAUUAUUUAAGCCGUACUCUCGUAGGGGCAGAGACCCUUUAAAAUACAUCAUGUCAAAGCCGGUGCUCUCUGGUAGAUUAGCAAAAUGGGCACUAUUAUUGUCUGAAUUUGAAAUAAUUUAUGUGCCACAAAAGGCAAUAAAAGGACAAGCCUUAGCUGAUUUUCUUGCAAAUCAUCCAAUUCCAUCUGAAUGGGAGUUGUCAAAGGAUCUUCCAGAUGAGGAGAUGUUCUUUGUAGAUGUAUUGCCAUCAUGGGAGCUUUUCUUCGAUGGAGCAUCAAGAAAAGAUGGUGCUGGGG